Messenger RNA from Cynoglossus semilaevis (tongue sole), 2806 nucleotides. RefSeq names its product acyl-CoA synthetase family member 3 (gene acsf3). Gene Ontology annotation, biological process: fatty acid metabolic process. The coding region runs from base 555 to 2318 and encodes 587 amino acids. Gene Ontology annotation, molecular function: medium-chain fatty acid-CoA ligase activity. Lineage: Eukaryota; Metazoa; Chordata; Actinopteri; Pleuronectiformes; Cynoglossidae. The record is from RefSeq and is a predicted model, not a curated record. The transcript is spliced from 11 exons.
AAUUGUUACUUUCUUAUAUUUUAUAUUUUAUUCUCAUCUAAAGAAAAAAAUACAGUUCUGUGGAAUUUUUUUUAAAACCUAAACCUAUUCUAUCAACUUCACCCUUAGACUUUCAGCCAGUAAGUAACAGCUCAUAAGGUAAACACAUUUUGUUCCAUGAAGUACGAGCAAAUACUUACCUGCAUCAUGCUGCAUAUAUAAAGAUAGACAGACAAAGGGGCCACACAAAUUAACUAGUAAAUAGAGUAGUAAAUAAUAAAUUAUUCUAGAUUUUUCUGCUAUGUGCGGUGCACCGUUUGUUGUGUAUGUACCGUUGCGCGGGUAGGAACUAUUACGCUGGUACUUUUUCCACGUCGGACGACCACUGCUGCUGUACCGUCCUUCACAUUCAGGGCAUGGAUACACUGUAUUUCAAAUGACACACCGGCAUUUGAGUUAUUUCAAGAGAGUUAAUUGACGAAGAAAUGUGCAAAUGUCCUAAUUAGAGCAGAAGCCUAAGGCUGUAGCCAUCCUUAACUUCAUCUAUGGAGGAUAUGAAGACCUAAGUCCCAAACAUGUCAUCAAGACUUGCUGCUACUGCAUUCAACUCCCUGAAGUUGCCCGUGCGUCACUGGAAAGUCACUAUUCUCAGAACUUCUUUCCCGUCAGAGCCAAGACAAUUGUUAUUUAGAACUGUAGUUUUACGAAAAUUUCACAGAAGUACAUCGGCAGCCUCACUUGUGAUAAACCAGACACCAGUUUUUGCCAAAGCUCCUACGUUUGGUGAUAAGAUUGCCAUUAUAGACAGCAGUGGGAGGCACAGCUACGAGCAACUGUACUGCAGCAGCUAUGAUUUAGCAAGUAGAAUCAGUGCAGCUCUGAACUCUGACUUCGGUGGUCUGGAAGGAAAGAGGGUCGCCUUCCUGUGUGCCAAUGAUGUGUCCUAUACAGUGGCGCAGUGGGCAGCCUGGAUGAGUGGUGGGACUGCAGUGCCGCUUUACCGGAAACAUCCUGUAGCUGAAUUAGAGUACAUAAUCUCAGAUUCCCAGAGCUCACUGCUUGUAGCGGGACAUCCUUAUGCGGAGAUCAUUGAACCUUUAGCAGUGAAGCUGGGGCUGCCUUACCUGACACUACCUCCAUCUUCAACCCUGAGCACUGUUAAGGAGACGGACGCUAAAGAGAGGAAGACAGCCAUCACAGACUGGGCUGACAGACCUGCUAUGAUAAUUUACACCAGUGGGACCACAGGGAGACCCAAGGGUGUUCUACAUACACACAGUAGCAUCCUAGCUAUGAUCCAGUGUCUAGUUUCCGAGUGGGCGUGGACUAGAGAUGAUGUCAUUCUCCACACCUUGCCGCUCCACCACGUGCAUGGGAUUGUUAACAAGCUGCUAUGCCCACUCUGGGUGGGCGCCACCUGCAUCAUGCUGCCUGAAUUCCAGCCUCAGAAGGUGUGGGAGAUGCUCCUGAGCUCCAGGGCUCCUGUGGUUAACGUGUUCAUGGCCGUGCCCACUAUCUACUCUAAGCUGAUCCAGUACUAUGAUCAGCACUUCACACAGGCUCCUGUCAAGGAAUUUGUAAAAGCAGCCUGCAAAGAAAGGAUCAGGUUAAUGGUUUCAGGCUCAGCUGCUCUCCCUCCUUCCACCCUGCAGCAGUGGGAGGACAUUACAGGACACACACUGCUCGAACGUUAUGGCAUGACUGAGAUCGGCAUGGCUCUGUCCAAUCCUCUGAAAGGCCAACGUAUCCCCGGAGCCGUGGGGUCGCCACUGCCUGAGGUGGAAGUUCAGAUUGUCAUGAGUAAUUCAACCAACACUACCAUUGUGGAGGGCAAUCACAGCUGGACCUGGGUCCACCCAGGUCUAGAGGGGAAGGAGGGUGAGCUCCUGGUCCGUGGCCCAUCUGUCUUCAAAGAGUACUGGAACAAACCUGAGGAGACUAAAGAGGCCUUUACACAGUUUGGCUGGUUUAAAACAGGAGACACAGCGGUCUACAAAAACGGCGUUUACUGGAUCAGGGGUCGCACCAGUGUUGAUAUCAUCAAGAGUGGAGGCUAUAAGAUCAGCGCACUUGAGGUGGAGCGCCACCUCCUGGGUCAUCCAUCUAUCUCCGAUGUGGCUGUCGUCGGGGCCCCGGAUGCUAUGUGGGGUCAGAAGGUCACAGCGGUCGUGCAGUUGAAGAAGGGCCACAGUUUGAACCUGGAGGACCUGAAGGUCUGGGGCAGGGUCCACAUGGCCACAUACACCAUCCCCACAGGCCUGGUGGUGGUGAGUGAAAUGCCAAGGAAUCAGAUGGGCAAGGUCAACAAGAAGGACCUGCUGCGGCAGUUCUUCCUGUGAUGGUUCGACACAACUGCAUUGUGGUGGAAACGUGGCCAUCAAUAAUGUUUUCCCGAUAAAGUAGAAGUCGACCUUCUUCGAAGCUUUCACUUCAACCCGGCGUACAUGUACUUGUAACUGAGUACUGUCUGUUCUGCAGAGCUAAGGUGAAAUGGUUUCUGCCUCCUCUCGGACUCAUUUGUUUCCCCACGUUAACUCUGUGUAAAUGAAUCUUCUGUUUGUCCGUUUAAGGUGAAAUAACAAGUCUGGUCUUCUUUGAUUCAUGACCACGAGCCUCGUAUCACCGAAUGUUUAAGGAUGAGCUCCGAACGAAUCCUUUAACUCAGCAGGUACUCUGGGUAAAAAGAGACAACGGGGCUUUUAAUUGGUGUAAACUUUUAUUUACGUAAAAUGUGCUGAUAUCGGGAGAUUGAAUGUUGAUUGAUGUGACUCCUCAACUGUGGUUAUUCAUCUAGUAACAUAAAAAACAUUUAUUGAAAGGAACUCAU